AUGAUCAGGUUCACAGUCUUCAAAGGAUCUCCUUCUGGAGAUAUAAUCCAAGAUGAAACCACAACUCCUGCUGUGAAAGCCAACGAAGUCCUCCUCAAACACACUCACUCUGGCGUCUGCGGAACUGAUCUACACUAUCUCCAUACAUCGAUGGUCCUCGGUCACGAAGGCGUAGGUAUCGUCCAAGCACUGGGAGAAUCGGUGACUAGUUUCGAACGGUAUGUCCCCAUUGAAUGCUCUAUCCAGAAAUUUGUUGUCUGAAGAAAGAAAAGUGGCGACCGUCUAGGAUUCGGCUAUACAAAAGACGGCUGCGGUACCUGCAAACAGUGUCUGAAAGGUUACACCUUUCAAUGCGAGUCUUCUCCUCGCUACUUCGCAGGCACCGAUCUAGACCAAGGUUCCUUUGCGGAGUACUCUAUGUGGCCUUCUACCCGUCUCGUCAAACUUCCCAACGAGAUAGAAAGCGCGGAUGCAGGACCGUUUAUGUGUGCCUGUCAAACGGUCUUCGUUCCCAUGCUGAGGAAUGGAUUUAAGAAGGAUGACAGGGUUGGAAUUAUUGGAAUUGGUGGAUUGGGGCAUUUGGCUAUUCAGUUUGCGAAUGCUUUUGGAUGUGAGGUGGUUGUGUUUUCUAGUAGUGAUAAUAAGAAAGAGGAGGCGAUGAGAUUCGGGGCUAAAGAGUUUUGGAAUACGAAGAACUUGAAGGCGGAGGAUGUCAAGAAGCUUCACCAUUUAGUCGCUACUACCAGCGCGCAACCAAAUUGGGAAUUGUAAGUUUGGAAUAUCCCCCCAUUCAUACCUUGACUGACUUCGACCAAUUCAGGUAUGCCGAUCUCAUGGCGCCCUUCGGUCAUAUUUACCCUCUUACAAUUGCGGACGGAAACCUCAGUUUCCCUUACCUUCCGCUUGUUUUGAAAGAGCUAUCCAUCCAUGGAAGUUGUUCUUCCAGUAUCGAGUAG
Molecule: messenger RNA, 956 nt
Organism: Hymenoscyphus albidus
Lineage: Eukaryota; Fungi; Ascomycota; Leotiomycetes; Helotiales; Helotiaceae
Source: the annotation of a GenBank genome assembly